AAAGCCCUCUUGUGGUUCUUUCUCUCUCCUCUCUCCCAACCUUUCUCUCUCUCUAGCUAGAGCUCUUCUCUUGUUAAGAGCUUCCACUCUCUUAACUAAACAAAAAUGGAGGUGCAAACCUCUUGUGGCAAGUUCUUGCAGAGGUGCAAGCCUUACAUGGCCAUGAUCUCGCUCCAAUUCGGCUACGCCGGCAUGAACAUAAUCACAAAAGUUUCACUCAACCACGGCAUGAGCCACUACGUCCUCGUCGUCUACCGCCACGCCUUCGCCACGCUCUCCAUCGCCCCCUUCGCUCUCAUCCUCGAGAGGAAAGUGAGGCCAAAGAUGACAUUUUUGGUAUUUGUUCAAAUUUUUGUUCUGGGCCUUCUCGGGCCGGUGAUCGACCAGAACUUCUACUACGCGGGGUUGAAGUUCACGUCCCCGACGUUCUCCUGCGCGAUGAGCAACAUGCUCCCCGCCAUGACCUUCGCAAUGGCAGUGCUAUUCAGGAUGGAGAAGGUGGAUGUUAAGAAGAUUAGGUGCCAAGCAAAGGUGGUGGGAACACUGGUUACAGUAGCUGGAGCCAUGUUGAUGACCCUCUACAAGGGGCCUAUUGUGGAGAUGGUGUGGACCAAGCACAUCCACACUCGCCACGCCGAUAUGCAAGCUGCUCCUGUACCAACAGAUCAGGAAUGGUUCAAGGGCUCCAUCUUCCUCAUCAUAGCAACCCUUGCUUGGGCCUCUCUCUUCAUCCUCCAGGCUGCAACACUGAAGAAGUAUGAUGCUCCCCUGUCUCUGACCUCAUUGAUAUGCUUUGUGGGCACCAUACAAGCUAUUGCUGUCACCUUUGUCAUGGAGCACAAAACCUCUGUGUGGCGCAUUGGGUGGGACAUGAACCUCCUUGCUGCUGCCUAUGCUGGAAUUGUGACAUCAAGCAUUGCCUACUAUGUGCAAGGACUGGUGAUACAAAGCAGAGGACCAGUCUUUGCCUCUGCCUUCAGCCCCCUGAUGAUGAUCAUAGUGGCCAUCAUGGGCUCCUUCAUCCUUGCUGAGAAGAUAUACAUGGGAGGCGUUUCUGGGAGCGUAUUGAUUGUGGCAGGGCUCUACUCAGUUUUGUGGGGCAAGUACAGGGAGAACAAGGAGAAGAAGGAGCAAGAAGCAAUGGAGAUACCACUGGCCAUUAAAGCCAUUGAGAGGAAUGGUAGGAUCAUGGACAUUGUGGAGGUUGAUCAAGUGGAGCUGGAGAAAGCUAAAGCAAACAACAGGAUGGUUUCUUCAGUUGAUCAAGCUGUUGUUGCAGUUGCUGUCCCUGACCCUGAGAUUCAAAUGAAGGGCCAGGAUGAGCCCCAGCCACAGGAUUAAUUACAUCUUAACAUGUUGGUAAUUAAGUGAAGGGGAGGAGGGGAAAGAGAGAGCCAAACAGAGUGAGGGGAAGCUGAGGAGGAGGGGCUUUUUGUCUUUUCACCUUCUCACCUUAUAUUUUUCUUUUUUCUUUUUUUCUUUUUUUUUUUUUUUCCUUCCUUUCAUCUUUUUGUCUUAUGGAAUGGGGUAGUGUAAGGGCUUAUUAAAAUGUUUUAGUUUGGUAGCUAUAAGAAUGCAACUGGAGAGUUUCAUCUCUCAGUCAAGCAGAUAUUACUUCAGAUAUGAUGCAAACCUUUUGUAAUUUAAUUGCUAUAUCUGGCAAGUACUUGAGAUGGUAUUCAAGCAUUCUAAACAAAUGCUACUAACUAAUUAGAUUUGGCAUUA
Messenger RNA from Ananas comosus (pineapple), 1725 nucleotides. Its product is annotated as WAT1-related protein At5g07050-like. The record is from RefSeq and is a predicted model, not a curated record. The coding region runs from base 106 to 1341 and encodes 411 amino acids. Gene Ontology annotation, cellular component: plasma membrane. NCBI's taxonomy places the organism in Eukaryota, Viridiplantae, Streptophyta, Magnoliopsida, Poales, Bromeliaceae. The transcript has 7 exons. Gene Ontology annotation, molecular function: transmembrane transporter activity.